UCGUCACAGUAUUAGUUGUCUAGACUCAAUAACCAUCUUCUUCAACAUGUUAUCUCUUUCACCGCCGUCUAACCCUAGAGGCGCUUCAGUUAGACACACCUCUAGAUUACACUACAGACAUCUCUUGCUUCCAAAGCGGCCCCAUUACUCGGUUACUGCCACCAAACAUUAUCAGAACAAUCCUUACCCUCACAAUGAUAUUAGCAACCACCGUCCGUGGUCUCUGCAUCGUUUUUCUCCCUCUUCACGCUGGAGACGCUUACUUCUCAAUUCGGUUUCUAAUCAAACAUUCAUAGCGGAGAAGCUCAGCGAUGAUAGCAUACUCCCUGUCAACCCUAAACCCUCUAAGGGUUUCUCCUCUAAGCUUAUCGAUCUUCUUGAAGCACUCGUAGUCAAGUUCAUGCACGAUACGUCUCUCCCUCUCAAUUACCUCUCCGGAAAUUUUGCUCCCCUCCGAGAUGAAACUCCUCCCGUCAAGGAUCUCCCUGUCCAUGGCUUUCUUCCCGAAUGCUUGAAUGGUGAAUUUCUGAGGGUUGGUCCAAAUCCCAAGUUUGAUCCUGUCGCUGGAUACCUCUGGUUUGAUGGAGAUGGGAUGAUACAUGGAGUACGCAUUAAAGAUGGGAAAGCAACUUAUGUUUCACGGUACGUUAAGACAUCACGUCUCAAGCAGGAAGAGUUUUUUGGAGCUGCCAAAUUGAUGAAGAUCGGGGACCUUAAGGGAAUUUUCGGAUUGCUUAUGGCCAAUAUGCAACAUCUGAGAACUAAACUGAAAGUAUUGGAUGACUCUUACGGAAACGGAACUGCUAAUACAGCGCUCGUAUAUCACCAUGGACAACUUCUAGCAUUACAGGAGACGGAUAAACCUUAUGUCAUCAAAGUUUUGAAAGAUGGGGACCUGCAAACUCUUGGCAUGAUAGAUUACAACAAAAAAUUGACCCACUCCUUCACUGCCCAUCCAAAAGUUGACCCUGUUACAGGUGAAAUGUUUACAUUUGGCUAUUCGCAUAUGCCACCAUAUCUCAUAUACCGAGUGAUCUCAAAAGAUGGUAUUAUGCAUGACCCUGUCCCAAUUACUAUAUCUGAGCCAAUUAUGAUGCAUGAUUUUGCAAUUACCGAGAAUUACUCUAUCUUCAUGGAUCUUCCUAUGCACUUCAGGCCAAAGGAAAUGGUGAAAGAGAAGAAAAUGCUAUACUCAUUUGAUCCCACAAAAAAGGCUCGUUUUGGUGUUCUUCCACGGUAUGCCAAGGAUGACCUCAUGAUUAAGUGGUUUGAGCUUCCCAACUGCUUUAUAUUCCACAACGCCAAUGCUUGGGAAGAAGACGAAGAAGUCGUCCUUAUCACUUGUCGCCUUGAGAACCCAAAUCUUGACAUGGUCAGUGGGAAUGAUGAAGAAGUACUUAGAAGUUUUAGCAACGAACUGUAUGAAAUGAGAUUCAACAUGAAAACGGGCUCAGCUUCUCAGAAGAAACUAUCUGCAUCUUCAGUUGAUUUCCCAAGAAUCAAUGAGUCCUACACUGGAGAGAAACAGAGAUAUGUAUAUGGUAUUGGAACAUUUCUGGACGGCAUUUCAAAGGUUACAGGAAUUAUCAAGUUUGAUCUGCAUGCGGAAGCUGAGACAAGCAAAACAAUGCUGCAAAUAGGAGGCAAUAUCAAAGGAAUAUAUAAGAUGGGACACGGAAUAUAUGGCUCAGACCCAGUAUAUGUCCCGCGCGAGACAGCAGAAGAAGACGAGCCGAGCCGCCGGUGGUGGUGGUGGUCGUCGUCCAAGUGGUGGUGGGGUGAUCGUUCGAGUGUGGCGAUGGUGGUGGCUGUGUAUUGUGGAGAUCCAUCCAGAUCCACAUCUAGGCUAAGGACUGUAACUAGAAGUAUAUGGACGUGGGUGUGACGGUAUUUCAAAGAAGGUUAUGCGUCCGUCGACUCUUGGGACCAGUAACGGAACACGUAUGGUUGUUUAAAUGAGUAGACAUGUGUCCAUAACGCCUUUUCGAUAACCCCGGUCGGACGCCGGGGGAUCGGGCCGUUACAGUGGCCUCCAUUUUUUUUCUUUCUAAAAAUUUUCUUCUUCUUAACUCUAUUAGCUAGUAUGACAAGUUCACCUGCCACAUCUCACGAAACUAACUGUAGCAAAGAAUAACCAA
Messenger RNA from Brassica oleracea var. oleracea, 2138 nucleotides. RefSeq names its product carotenoid 9,10(9',10')-cleavage dioxygenase 1-like. The record is from RefSeq and is a predicted model, not a curated record. The coding region runs from base 47 to 1885 and encodes 612 amino acids. Lineage: Eukaryota; Viridiplantae; Streptophyta; Magnoliopsida; Brassicales; Brassicaceae. The transcript is spliced from 14 exons. Gene Ontology annotation, biological process: carotene catabolic process. Gene Ontology annotation, cellular component: chloroplast stroma. Gene Ontology annotation, molecular function: carotenoid dioxygenase activity.